UUAAAUCCAGCUUUCAGUUUCAGUUAUGACAUUGUUGUUUCAAUUAAUAAAACUAGAUUUGAGAGGAAGUCCAUUCCUCCAGCCUGAAGUAAAGAAGAAGAAUUUGGAUGCUGAAAGAAUGUCAGAUAAAGGAAUAACAGAUCUUAGGUUUAAGACCUGGGACGUGACUACUUCCAAAUCACAAGUAGCUGCUUCAACAUCUGCUGAUGCCAACCCUCAUUUUAUAUCUACUAUUAAACCUUACACCAACAGAUAUCCUUAUUUGUAUCUUCCAAUGGAUUUUGUAAAAUCAAAUGGCUUGUCGAAUAGACAUGAGUUGAUUCUCGUGGAUGAAAGAAGGAGAUUGUGGUCAGUGUGGCUAGGGAAAAUUGACAAUUAUCACUUUGGGAUUAAAAAGGGAUGGCGACAGUUCAUAGAAGCAAAUGGUGUUCAAGUAGGAGAUACUUACAUGUUUGAACUCACCAACAAUGGCAGUGGCAGAAUACCUAUAGUGCAUUUCCAUUGUAAAUACACUGGCAAGGAUGCCAAGCAUCACAGAAGCUAUUGACAAGAUAAUAUGAAGCAGUUGGUGAUGGGAAAGGAAACUAGCACUAAAGUGGAUGUAAUGUUUUUGGAUCUAGUACAUUUUGCUAAACCUCAAAAUGGCUACUUUGAUCAGCUGUAUGAUAUGUCCUACUUCUUUUUUGAAGUAUCCUUUCAUGCAUGAUUAGUAAUUAAAUUAUGGUUGCCUUUUAUAUUCUUGUCCAUUGUAAUCAAACCAGGGAAAAAUGAGGAGAAGUAGAGUUCCUGUGGGCCCACAUGGUUUUGGUCUAGUGAUAAGAACGCAACAAUGGUUAGACGCACAUCACAAGUUUGAACCAUGCCUCAAAAAAGGUUUUGUAUAUAAGUGGAUAAGUGUGGAGGGGAAAAGUUUUAU
Molecule: messenger RNA, 916 nt
Organism: Lycium ferocissimum
Lineage: Eukaryota; Viridiplantae; Streptophyta; Magnoliopsida; Solanales; Solanaceae
Product: B3 domain-containing protein REM17-like
Exons: 4
Coding region: 26-547 (173 amino acids)
Molecular function (GO): DNA binding
Source: RefSeq, a predicted model, not a curated record